Messenger RNA from Nannochloropsis gaditana CCMP526, 900 nucleotides. RefSeq lists its product as uncharacterized. Gene Ontology annotation, biological process: tRNA methylation. The record is from RefSeq and is a predicted model, not a curated record. Gene Ontology annotation, cellular component: tRNA (m1A) methyltransferase complex; nucleus. The annotation marks the transcript as partial. The transcript has a single exon.
ACACCACUAGACUGAGCACAUCCGAAUUGAGGGCGUCGUGGCGACAGCGGCGUUACCAUCAUGGCCGCAAGCGCCUCCUCCCCUCUCCCCUCCCCGUCUUCACCUCCCCCCUCUGCCUCGCCCCCCGCAGUCAUUCAGGAAGGCGCCUGGGUCAUCUUACAGAUGGGCGACGGCCGCAAUUUUUUUGCCUGCGCACAACAGAAAGGAAUGAUGCGUCUGGGCCGUGUUACCAUCUCGCUCAGCGGCUUGAUCGGUGUGCCGUACGGAAGCGUCCUGGAGGUCCAUCCUGAUCGCCUCGUGCCCCUGCCCGGCACCACAGAGCUCUAUGAGGACCUGUCCGUCGGUGACAUGGACGGGAACGAUUUUGCACGCGGUGGGGCCCCGCUCGGGGAAUACGAUGGAGUCAGCCUGGAUAACCGGGAUUUCGCCGACACGAACACAGCCCAGCGUCUGAGCAUGGAGGAGGUGGAGGAGCUGAAGCGGAGCGGGGCCUCGGGACAGGCAAUUAUUCAGGCGCUCGCCUCCAAUUCCGACACCUGGGAGAAGAAAACGGCCUUUGCCAAGCAGAAGUGGACGCAGAAAAAGGCACACAAAUACGUGGUUCGCGUCCGGGCAUUGGCUGGGUGUGGGAGCAACGUCGCGGAAGCCCUCUUCGUCAAGUCCGGGCUGGUGAAAACGACGGCCAUCCGCCCCGACAGCAUUGCCCAACUCCUUUCUUUCGGCAAUGUGGCAGCGGGUGCCCGUGUCCUGGUUUUGGACUCGUACUCGGGAGUGGUGUUGGGCUGCAUCCUGGAGCGCCUGGGGGGUGAGGGGAAAGCCAUAAGUCUCUACGCGGGCGCGCAGGCGCACAUUGACCAUCUAAAAUAUUUCAACCUUCCUACGGACCAGCUCGCCCCGCUC